AUAGUUUUUAAAAGUUAAGAGUGUGUUUGUAGCUUGUAGUUUAUUUCGUGAUAUUAAAUUUAUAUUCUAACAUAACGUACGUGUGUGUUCUAGAAGUAUGCAGUUAAAAAUGUCAAAUUCAUUUGAUAAAAAUUAUGUGAAACAAUUAUUGCUACAAGAAAAUGAAUUUAUUUUGAACAUAUUUACUAAAAUGCCAUUGCCUAUGUCUGAGCUAGUUUCAGAUGAGAAAGAUAAAUUAGUGACAUAUAAUAAAAAAAAAAUAUCAGGAGACAAUAUCUUUCCAAAUUUAAUUGGAAAAGCAAAAAGAGCACAUACAUUUGAAGAAUUGCAUGCUAAAUUGGAAGGAUUAAAGAAUGUUAAACGAUUAGGAUAUAAAGAAAAGCAAUUAAAAAAGAAUUUGAAAACUAAAAUAAAAAAGAUGUCGAAGAAAAAAGAACGAAUAAUGCAAAAAAAUUUAGUAAAAAUAGAGCAAAACAUAACCGAUUUAUCUAAAAUCAAAAAAGAAGAUAAUGAAAUACCAAAGAUUCCACGACCAAAACCAGUGUUUAAUUCAGAAGGUAAGAUGGUAUUUAGCAAAUUUGAUUUUUCUGAAAUUGGAACAAAAAAGAAACCACCUAAGAAAGAUGCAAAGAAAAUGCUACUCGAGGUGAAACAAAAACAAGAAAAGUUAAAAGAAAUGGAACAAUUAGGUGAAAAGGAAAAAAUAGAAGAAAUUAAAGAAAAAGAUAUAUGGAAGUCUGUUUUAGCAAAAGCUAGUGGUGAAAAGGUGAAAAAUGAUCCAGAUUUACUUAAAAAAACAUUGAAAAGAAAAGAUGAUAAAAAAAAACGGAGUGCUAAAAAAUGGGAAUCUAGAUUAGAAAAUGUGCAGAAAGGAAUUCGAGAAAGGCAAGAAAAACGACAAGAUAAUAUUAUGAAAAGAAAGAAAGAAAAGAAGAUAAAUAAAUUAAAAAAAGCAGCCAAAAAGGGACGAAUAAUACCUGGAUUUUAAAUAUGACAUAAAAAAUUAUAUAUAAAUCAUUUUCAAUUUUAUUUCCAUAAUUUGAUUAAUUUUUUAUAUCGAAGGCAGUCAAAAAUAUGCAUAAAUAUUAUUUGCAUAAUCAUUAGAACAAUUUUUU
This is a messenger RNA of Apis laboriosa (Himalayan honeybee), 1115 nucleotides long. It is a transcript of the gene Surf6, whose product is annotated as surfeit locus protein 6 homolog. Gene Ontology annotation, biological process: ribosomal large subunit biogenesis; ribosomal small subunit biogenesis. The transcript is spliced from 4 exons. Lineage: Eukaryota; Metazoa; Arthropoda; Insecta; Hymenoptera; Apidae. Gene Ontology annotation, cellular component: nucleolus. The record is from RefSeq and is a predicted model, not a curated record. The coding region runs from base 98 to 988 and encodes 296 amino acids. Gene Ontology annotation, molecular function: DNA binding; RNA binding.